AUGAAUUCACAAUCUAAAAGCGCUCCUUCAUCGGCAGUCAAUGCUGUUUUCAUCAACUCCCAGUCUGUUCCUGAGGGGUCAAGACAAGUCAACGGCAUUGAUUUCAACCAGUAUACUGGAAAGGAUAUCACCGUUGCAGACCUGGUAGAUGGAAUGGCCGAGAUGGGAUUCCAGGCCAGCGCAGUGGGCGACGCAGUGCAGAUCAUAAAUGAAAUGAGAGCCUGGCGCGACCCGGAGACUGGGGGAAAAACCACUAUAUUUCUGGGUUACACAUCGAAUUUAAUAUCUUCUGGCUUGAGAGAGACGUUCCGAUACCUGGUCCAACAUAAACAUAUCUCUGCCAUUGUCACUACAGCGGGCGGAGUUGAAGAGGACUUUAUAAAAUGCCUUGCCCCCACCUACCUGGGCUCCUUCUCAACUCCAGGACAGUCACUCCGAGCCAAAGGCCUGAACCGGAUUGGUAACCUGAUUGUACCGAACAACAACUACUGUGCUUUUGAAGACUGGUUGAUGCCAAUCUUGGACAAGAUGCUGGAGGAGCAGGAGGCAUCAUGGGGGACAGAUCACCAGCUCCACUGGACACCAAGCAAGAUAAUCCACCGACUAGGGAAGGAGAUCAACAAUGAAAACUCAGUCUACUACUGGGCUUACAAGAAUGACAUACCAGUGUUUUGUCCAGCGCUGACUGACGGCAGCAUGGGGGAUAUGAUGUAUUUCCACACAUUCAAGUCUUCUCCGCAGCAGCUGCGGGUUGACAUUGUGGAAGACUUGCGGAAGAUCAACACAAUGUCUGUGCGGGCCAAACGAGUGGGGAUGAUUAUUCUGGGCGGCGGGGUGGUUAAGCACCAUAUUGCUAAUGCAUGUUUGAUGCGGAAUGGGGCGGAGAGCGCAGUUUACAUCAACACAGCACAGGAGUUUGAUGGGAGUGAUGCUGGUGCCCAGCCAGAUGAAGCUGUGUCAUGGGGAAAGAUCAAAGCAGAUGCAAAGAAUGUAAAGGUCUACGCAGAGGCUACAGUGGCAUUUCCACUCAUUGUUGCAGCAACAUUUGCAAGGACUGAGAAACAGCUGCAAAAAUGA
Molecule: messenger RNA, 1077 nt
Organism: Paracoccidioides brasiliensis Pb18
Product: deoxyhypusine synthase
Exons: 3
Coding region: 1-1077 (358 amino acids)
Biological process (GO): peptidyl-hypusine biosynthetic process
Cellular component (GO): cytoplasm
Molecular function (GO): deoxyhypusine synthase activity
Source: RefSeq, a predicted model, not a curated record